GAAAUCCUGGUGGCUUUCAGAAUAGUAGCAGCAGAAUUCAUGAUAGUUACUGAAUAUGAUGGAUAGAAGCUGGCUUAUUCUUGGUGAGUUCUGUGUCUGGGCUUUGUAAAUAUUCACUUCCCGCACUGAUGUCCUAACAACACCACUGAUCUAUUGGUCAAAAGAACUGAAUUGUGCAUCAGAGCUUUCCCACUAGCUGGUAAGUUUUUUAAUUACCCUUUAUCUUCCAUUUUCUAUGCCCAUAAAAUGGAAGCUACAUGUCCAGUCUCCCACCCCAGCCCAAAUGGCCACUGAAUUUGAAGCAAAGACAUUUUUGUAUAUCUCAAAUUGUUUAUAAUUACCUUCUGACCAAUUUUAGUUAAAACCAUGGAUUUUUUCAUUGUGAGUGAAUGAAUAUUAAUAGCCUCUCAGAACAGAUUCCAUAGUUGAGUUAAACAAGAAAGUCACCUGAGUUUCUGUCAUGAUGUAUAACAUAGAGAUUCCCUUGAGCAGAGUUCUGGAGAAGACUGACAUCUUUUCUCAGUUAAGUGUAGAAUAUGCUUAGUUUUUUGGAGAGUCCUUGGCUCUGAUUGCUGAGAAACUGGGAUAAUUCAGUGCAGCAAAAAUAAGUCUUUUUUUCUAAUCAAGACUUAUUUGGAUUUUUCUGUUUUUUCCCAUUCACUAGUUGAAAUUUCCUGUGUCUUGUAACCAUUUAACAAUAUGUUACUAACCAUCCAUUAUGUCCUGCUUUAUUCUCUUUUAGAUGAAAGAGCCAUGUAAAAAGAGAAUUCGCCAACCCCUGUGACUGAAUUUGAGCGAUAAUGUCAAUGGAAUUAACACAUUGCCAUUGUUGAAUGGUCUCCUGCGGCUAUAUAAACAUCAAGCCCCAGCCAUUGCUGCAGAUCCUUCCUCUCUUUGUCCCUUUGGACAUCAAAGGAUCGCAAGGGGACAGCCCUGGCGAGAAGCUCCUCCCUGCUCAUUAGCCUCCAUAAAACAGGAACUCACCUUGGCUAGUCGUGCUUGGAGUCCCAUCCUCAUCCUGGUCACUCUUGACACUGGAUCUCAGAAAGAAGGGCUUUUGGUUGCUUCAGGAAAUCAGCCCUGCUUUUGAACUGGACUAUUUUGGCUCCCCUUGUAAGAACUUUGACGGCUCUCUUGACCAUACAAGCUCCUAGACUCCACAGUACAUGGCAAAAUGCAAGCUUUACCAGACAUGAAAGUGCCAUGUGAGGCCCUUCCUUCCCCCAGCCUGGAGCACUACCCACAGAGCUCCAUUGUGGUUACCCUUGAGGACAUGGAUCUCUGGAUGAAGUUUCAUCAGAUAGGAACUGAGAUGAUCAUCACCAAAUCGGGCAGACGAAUGUUUCCACAAUGCAAAAUCAAAGUCUCUGGCUUAAUCCCUUAUGCCAAGUACCUCAUGCUGGUAGAUUUUGUGCCAAUGGACAACUUCAGGUACAAGUGGAAUAAAGAUCAGUGGGAAGUUGCUGGAAAAGCAGAGCCCCAGCUCCCUUGUCGCACCUACGUGCACCCAGAUUCCCCAGCUCCUGGCAGCCACUGGAUGAAAGAACCUGUCUCCUUCCAAAAACUGAAGCUCACCAACAACACUCUGGAUCAACAUGGGCACAUCAUCCUGCACUCCAUGCACCGUUACAAGCCUCGCUUCCACAUUGUGCAGGCAGAUGACCUCUUCAGUGUCCGCUGGAGCAUCUUCCAAGUCUUCAGCUUCCCUGAGACUGUCUUCACUUCUGUUACUGCUUACCAGAAUGAGCAGAUUACAAAGCUCAAGAUUGACAACAACCCAUUUGCUAAAGGUUUCCGUGAGCAUGGGAAGAACACUCGAAGGGAAGGACGAGCCAAAUGCCAGAAGCCUAGUCCAGCCAAAGGCCAGAAGAGGAAGCUACCUGAAGAAAAGGAGUCUGGUGCUGAGGAACAUGAUUUUGAGAAAGAUGAGAAUGUGGAUGUGAAGGAAGAGAGUAACCCCGUGGUGGUCAGCAGCGGGUACCCCUUCUGGGUCUCGGAGCAGAACGGCAGCCAUGCCUUUCCUGCAGCAUCCCCAGUGCCAGCUGACCAGAGGGAGGGUCUGACCAGAGAGCAGCAAGUGCCUACGCCGUCCUACCAGACAUAUCGGUUCCAUGAAGCUGGGGACAGCCAGCAGCUUCCCACCCGUGAUGCCACAACCUUGAACGACUUCCGGGCAAGGUGCCAUGCCUUGGAUCUCUCCACAGUGCCUGAGCAUGACUCCAAGCAGCUCCCAGAGGGCUUCACCAACCUGCCUCCGCUCCCCCCGCCUCUGCCUCCUCCCCAGGACUACACAGGAGUGGUGAACAUGGCUCUAGACUCUGUCGGGAAACCGGGGGCCCGAGCGCCCAUGUACAGUCCCUACGGCACUGAGCAAAGCCUCGGCCAGUGGAUGGUGCCUUCCCACAGCCAGUACAGGGCAAUGAGCUACUCGGCCUUCUCCACAGAGUACAAUGCACAGGGGGCUCCGGCACAUGCCCAUGGGACCAUGGCAGAGUGGAGCCAGUACCCUCUGUUCCCCUAUGCCUGCUGGUGAACUGGGAGGACCCUUCCCAAUGAAAAAACUGAAAAAAAACUGUAAAUGAGAUCAAAUCUGCUCUGGGGUGUUGACCUUUUGAAGCCUUGCCUACAUGAGGCAAAGAGGUAUUGCUGCAAGCAGUAGCAUGGGACACCUUCACUUCUUUUGUCUCCUUGCACAACAACCCUCACCAUGUUUCACAAGCAGUAGCUAAACUGAUGGCUGCCUGGCCAGUGUGGGUCUGGCUGAAUCAAUGUGUUCUGCAAUUGGUUUUUUUUUCAGCAGGGAUAGGAAGCUGCAGGAGUUCCAGAGCAGUAUUUAAAGAGCUGAUGAACUCUCAGACCCAGCCUGUUUGCAUCUCACAUUUGGCUGUUUGCAAAAUCUUUUCCUCCCAGGACUUGCAUGCAAAGAGAUAGAGGAUGAAGAGUUUCAGUAAGCUGUCCAGGUGGCCAAAAAGCUGUAGAGAAUUACUGCAGAGAUGAACAAAAAAAGCAAUCCUGGUGUCCCCCUGAACAGUUUCCUCACUUAGUAUAGUCAAACUAAAGUUAGAGUCUUGCCUUUCUUCCAGCAGCGUACAAGAGUAAAAUGCACAGCAACGUGCGUGUGUCUGGAGCGCGGCAGUGGCUCGUGCAGGCAGGGAAGAGUUUGUCCUGUUUAGGAGAAGCAGCAGCAAGGCUGUGUGUUGUGUCUGCAUGUCCCCUGUGCCCUCUUCUGUCACCCCUAGGUUCGAGGUUAGUGAAACACUUUUCUUUCUGCUGGUGGUGGAGGGAGGUUGUUCAGAAUGUGGGGGGCUGCUCUGGGGGGUUGCAAAGGCCUGUGCUCAUCAGAAACAGGGCAACCAACAGCACUGCUGGCUGUGUCUCUCAACCUCUUCCUUUCAAGGGAAAGGAAAUCUUGCACUGCGAACUUUUCUUUCUUCUUCCACUCCCUGCAGCCCCAUGAAAAUAUAAUUUAUAGUUGUUAUUGUGCUACACUCUGAGCGAGCUUUGUCAACAGGCAGUUCUCACCAGCCUGGCAUUGCUCAUCGGGAAUAUACUUCAAUUAAUACCCUGUAGGCACUGAGCUGCAUGCUGCAUUGCUGGUCAGCAAAGUCAUCUUUUGCUGUCUGGGAGUCUGUAGGGAUCUGCUUCCAUGUUUAGUUAUCAGAGGAGUUUCAGUGCCCUCACCUCUGUGGCCCCAUCGUGGAGGGGAGCUGUUCUGCCAGCAAGCAGCCUGUAUGCUGCCUUGCAAAGAGGAUUUCUUUUUAUCUUCAUGUUAGAAGGAGGGAGCAUCCCUGUUUGCCCAAGUCCCAGAAUGGCCCUGGCAAUGCGAUCUUGUUUGAGACAGGCUCUUUGCUUCUCAGGGAGAAUAGACAUGUUCCUAGAUGUUAUUUAGGGAAUGUUUUCUUGUUAUACUUUAAAUAAACUGCUCUGUGGCCUGUAGCCAUCAGUAGGCAGUGAGGUGUGUCACUUAUUUUGUAUGCCAGAUGGUUUUCUCUGUGUGUGUGCAGCAAGAUGUUGUCUAUGAGCAGACCUGGGUGGGUUUGUGACCCACAUCAGGACCGGUGUGCAGGUACACCGGGAAAGGCUGUGUCUGUUUGGGUACUAGGUCGGCACUGUGCAUGUGCAUAGGGUAGAGGUGUUGAGCCAUGUUUAUUAUUGUUAAAAUGACUUUUGAAAAGUAGCCCUCCGAAUUUGUGAAACUCAACUACAAUUACUCCUUUGUUAUUUAAAUCAUACAUCGAUAACUGUUUUUGUAGCACAAUUAUGAGAUAUACACAUCAGCCAAAUACUUCCCCUCAGCUUCACAGGAUGUGAAGAUGUGCAGCAUUUGAACAAAGGUCAGACUUCACCACAGUGUAUGCAUGUAAUACCCUAUUAGCCUCUCCUCUGGGAGCACCCUGGCCAGUAGUGAUUUGUACCUGCUGUGCAUGACAUGUGGAUAUGAGCAACUCGCUAAAAAGAAAUCUGGUUGGAAAAAAUGAAGAGGAGAUUGUUUGUAACCCCAGAAUAUUGUGAUUUGCUGCUAUCUGAAUGUCAGCUGUGUGAAGGCAGGUCAGCUGCAAAAGGCUGUCCUCUGUGAGCGAGAAGAAUAUUCUGUCUCUGACCAUUAGUAGCUGAUUUUGCCACUACUCUUUUGCACAUCUUGGAAACCAGAUGAGAAGGUGGCUGGGGAGUUUGGUGCUUUGAGCCCCGUGUGCAGGGGAUGGUACUUUCUGCAAGGCAGUCCUGGUACCCCGCCGUGAUUGCUGCAAGUACCAUGCUGACAAGAAAAGAGAAAGUAAUACAUCCCCCUCAGGCUACCUGGUUAGAUCUGUUUCUUUAUCUUUGAAGUUGGGUUGUAUUUCCCUCUGUCACAGGGUGCUAAUGAGGGUGAAAACCAUGCUGUGGUAAGAGUAACUGGGGAGAACUGGGCAGCACAGGGAAACUCCUGCGCAAAUAUGAGUAUAAUCUUCUUUUCAAACCUUCAGAGCAGCAUUGCAAGUGCUGCUGCCCCAUGGGCCUGUUGGUAGAGCUGGUUUGGCAAAUGGCUCUGCAAACGGGUAAAAGACUCAUCCUUGCACCUAGGACGAGCUAUUAAUUAUUCAUCAGCCUUCUGUUGCAAGAGGACUCCUUGCCCUUCUUCAAUGAAUCAUCUAGCUUAUUAGAAAAGUACCUUUGCUUUCCUUGCUCUCCUGUCUCUGGUUAGAGACGCUGGCUUGGCUGGUUUGUGAAGCCUUUGGAAAUCUUGCCCGUAGGUGUGUGCUCUGGACUCUGCUGCCGCCUCCUCUCUCUGCAGUUCCCACUGUCUUGUUUUCUUCAGCUGUGGCAUUUAAAACUCUGUAUGAGCUCGACUGAAACGCUGGUUUUGCACGCGUGUGAGAUAAUGUAGUGCCUCUCUGACAACUCCAAUAAAAGGAAAUGAGACAUGCGGAAGGCAGGCCAUUAAGAGCAAUAAAAUAAACUCCAAAGUG
Molecule: messenger RNA, 5447 nt
Organism: Strigops habroptila (Kakapo)
Lineage: Eukaryota; Metazoa; Chordata; Aves; Psittaciformes; Psittacidae
Product: T-box-containing protein TBX6L
Exons: 10
Coding region: 1175-2533 (452 amino acids)
Biological process (GO): cell fate specification; regulation of transcription by RNA polymerase II; positive regulation of DNA-templated transcription
Cellular component (GO): nucleus
Molecular function (GO): DNA-binding transcription factor activity, RNA polymerase II-specific; RNA polymerase II cis-regulatory region sequence-specific DNA binding
Source: RefSeq, a predicted model, not a curated record